CUCAAAUUUUAUCUUCUAAAAUGCAUUCAAAAUAUUUUCAAAAUUUUAUUAAAAUACUUUCAAAAUAUUUCCAAAUUACAUUAUCUACUCAUAUAUUAUAUCACUUCAUUAUCUUGAUGGAGACAGUUAACUUUCUGCCAGUGAAUAGUUCUAGUACUUAUGAAUCCAAAUCAUAUUAUGGUUAUGAUCUAAUGGACAAUACUUUUUUAACAGAUGAAAUUGAAGAAUUCAUUAAAUCUCUGGAAAAAAAUCUUAAUAAGGAAUGUGAUAUUUCGAAUUGCGAUAUCCCACAAAAGAUAUUAAAUAAUCCAUCUAAUUUAACUUAUCAGCAUGAAUAUUCAGUUCAAAAAUCUAGAUAUUCAGGAGAAACAAACCAAGCAUAUGAAAGCAUUCAAAAUUAUGACAUAUACCAUUCUGAUUUAGAACGAAUUUCUGAGCCUGUACAUUUCAAUUUAGGAAGAGAUGAUGAUUUAACCCUUCUGAAAAAUUCAAAAUAUUUCAAUGUAGAAUGCCAAUAUUAUAAUCAAUAUGAACAAAACAAUUGCUUAUCCUCAUAUACAAAAGAAAGUAUACCAGAAGGAGUAUUAAUAUAUAAUUACUCAAAGAAUACAAAUAAGGAAAUAAAUAACAGGAAAUUAGAUAAUGUACCUCAAUCCCAAAUAUUUAAAGAAUUUCAUCAUAACUUUCCUCAUAUUUCAACUUUUUACAAUGACAAAAAUGAAUAUGACAUUCCAAUCGACUUUAGUUAUUUAUUUUAUCAAAAUCUGAAUAUGAUUAAUAAUGAUUUGUCAGUUUAUCAACAUAAUGAUAAUCCAACAAAUAUAAAGAAAACAUGUUACAAAAAAAAAUCGCAUAAAGGAUCAUGCGGACGUCCCAAAACAACGUCUAUGUUGAAAAAAUAUCCAUUAAAACAGGAAACCAUCCGGCAGGAUUUUAAAUUUCAAAAUAGAUAUAUUACUAAAUCUUUUAUCAAAUAUAAUGUGAGAACAAAAUUUGAAAUGCAAAAUUUGCAAUUUAGCCAAAAUAAUGUUAACAAGUCUUUUAAUUGCAUGUUUAAUAAUUGCGGUAAACAAUUCUCUAGAAAGGAUGAGCUCAAUCGACAUUUAAGAAUUCAUAAUGGAUUUAAACCCUUUAAAUGCCAACUUUGUUUAAGAGCAUUUACAAGAUCAGAUCAUUUAACUACACAUUUUAGAACUCAUACCGGUGAAAAACCUUUCCAAUGUGAAAUGUGCAAACGUAAAUUCGCCAGAAGUGAUGAACGAAAUAGACAUAUUAAAAUUCAUAUUAAAGAAAAUCAAUGAGCAUAUGAAAUAUUUAAAUGCUAUAUAAGAAAAAUUUUAAAAUUAUAUAUUUCUAAGAAAAUAUUUAUUUAUAUUACAUCAUAAAUAUAAUAAUAAAAGAAUUUAGAGAUUUAUUACAAUGCAUAUGUGCGCU
This is a messenger RNA of Gordionus sp. m RMFG-2023, 1434 nucleotides long. RefSeq names its product zinc finger protein 430-like. Bases 21 to 1301 code for a protein of 426 amino acids. The record is from RefSeq and is a predicted model, not a curated record. The transcript has 2 exons. Gene Ontology annotation, biological process: regulation of transcription by RNA polymerase II. Gene Ontology annotation, molecular function: DNA-binding transcription factor activity, RNA polymerase II-specific; RNA polymerase II cis-regulatory region sequence-specific DNA binding. Lineage: Eukaryota; Metazoa; Nematomorpha; Gordioida; Chordodea; Parachordodidae.